UGAGCAUCCUCCCACGGCGUCUUCCGCGGACGAAUAUCCCACCACUGGCGGGUAUCUCCCAAAUGCAUCUUUGGUGGAGAACUAUCACCCGACAGGAUCUUCGGUACCCGCUGUGGACGAAAUGAGCAUUUCUGUGUCUGGGCAGGCGGAGGGAAAUAUUGGGGUGACCCGCAGGCGCGAAUCUGGAUACGGACAUGGACACUCAGAGUCGGUGUCGACGGUAAGAGGUCUCCCUAUGAGUUCGUCCCACCAAUACCAUGGAUAUGGAGCGCAUUCGGUAUCGAGUGCACCAUCUACGGCUUCGGAGCAGGCUGAGCAGGCUGGCGGGCUGGGGUAUAGCCCUAAUUCUGCUCAGCAUGUUAGUGUCAGCACGGAGUUCGUGCUUCCGACGUUCCAGAGUCGUGUCCAGGGUCAGACGCAGCAACGAGCAGCGAGGAAGGUGCAUCAAUAUCCUCCCCGUCGCGGGCGGAAUCACCGACCGGAACAGGGGUCUGGGUUGCCCCCGUACCCGCAUGGGGCCUCGACAGCACGUGGAAAUGUGUCCCAAAGUGGAAAGGGUCAAGGACAAUCGGCGGGACAACUCCAACCACAAGAAUCUGCCCCCUCUAGGACUCGAAGUGGUAGUGCCACGACAGGCGCGGCGCCCACAACCAGGAAGCGGGCACGAGCCCCUAAACGGUUGAGGGCCGGGUUGACUAGCAACGCCUCUGCUACUUCCGUUCCUAUUGGCGGUGGCGGCGGAGAUAGUGACGACGAUAGCGACGAUGAAGAGGAUUGCGAACCUUCGUCUACCGGUUUUGGAGGACCUGGAGCGAGUAGAGGGCCCGACGCUGGUGCGACCGGAGGGGGACAAGGUAAUACCGGCGGUGAGACGGGGGUAGCUGGACCACGAAAGGCUGGAGCAUGUUCGCACUGCAAACGCCUCAAGGUUUGUGAAUGUUUUACCUUGUGUGUCUUAGGCCGUCGCUUACCACAGCUCUGAUUUGCCCCACUCUCCUUUCUUGAAAAUUUCUUGACAUGUCUCCUUCCGGCUCAUGCUCUCGCCGAAUUCUGGGCGCUGCGCUUCAUUUGAUUGCUUUUUCUUCUCACUUCUGUGGCCUGCGGAUGGUGACUGCGCUGUCACGGCCCGGCCAUCGAAUGUCAAACUGGGAACGUGCUCCCUCUUACUGGUCUCGAUCUGCCCUAUGUGGCUUGGACCCCCUUCGGGCCACGUCGUCUCCGCUUUCCUGAUACGUGGUGG
Pisolithus orientalis is the source of this 1240-nucleotide messenger RNA. RefSeq lists its product as uncharacterized. The record is from RefSeq and is a predicted model, not a curated record. Bases 122 to 982 code for a protein of 286 amino acids. The transcript has 2 exons. NCBI's taxonomy places the organism in Eukaryota, Fungi, Basidiomycota, Agaricomycetes, Boletales, Pisolithaceae.